Molecule: messenger RNA, 2579 nt
Organism: Nymphalis io (European peacock)
Lineage: Eukaryota; Metazoa; Arthropoda; Insecta; Lepidoptera; Nymphalidae
Gene: Rnmt
Product: mRNA cap guanine-N7 methyltransferase
Exons: 2
Coding region: 170-1297 (375 amino acids)
Biological process (GO): 7-methylguanosine mRNA capping
Cellular component (GO): nucleus
Molecular function (GO): mRNA 5'-cap (guanine-N7-)-methyltransferase activity
Source: RefSeq, a predicted model, not a curated record
UUGAGAAUUUCAUAAGACAGAAACAUAAUUCAUUUAUUUCGUAUUAUUUUUUCGCAAUUGAUGUAUUCUUACUGAAAGUGAAUAAAAAUCUAAUUUAAAUAUAUAUAUACAUGUAUAUUUUUUACUUCUCACCUUAAACCAAUAAUUCAAAAAUAAAUAAAUAAUAGAAAUGAAUGAUGUGUCAUCAGAGAACCAUGAAAAAGUUAGCGAAGAACUUAAAUCAACGGAGUUGCGUUCUCAUUCCAAUGUAGUAGCUGCUCAUUACAAUCAUCUUGAAGAAAAAGGCUUAAAAGAGAGAUUUAAUUCGCCAAUUUUUUAUUUAAGAAAUUUCAAUAAUUGGGUCAAAAGCGUUCUUAUACAAGAACACACGGAUAAAAUACGUGAAAAAGAUUACGGUAGACCAUUACGAAUACUUGACAUAUGCUGUGGUAAGGGUGGCGAUUUAAGUAAAUGGCAAAAAGCACGGGUAGAACAUGUAAUUUUUGCUGAUAUCGCGGAGAUCUCAAUUCAGCAAUGUAAAACGCGAUAUGAAGAUUUACGCCGACGCUUAGGACGAUUGUAUACUGCUGAAUUUAUAGCUACUGAUUGUACUAAAAAUACACUAAGAGAUAAAUACAAAGACCCUUCAAUUAAAUUUGAUAUUGCAAGCUGCCAAUUUGGAUUACAUUAUAGCUUUGAAAGUUUAGGGCAGGCACGUCGUAUGCUAUCAAAUAUAUCAGAAUGUCUUAAACCAGAUGGAUAUUUCUUUGGAACAAUACCAGAUGCAUAUGAAAUCAUUUCAAGAUCAAAAAAAUCACCAAAUGGAUCUUUUGGGAAUAGAAUCUUUAAUAUAAAAUUGCUAUUUAACCCUGAAAAUGGUUACCCUCUGUUUGGUGGGAAGUAUGAUUUUCAUUUAGAAGGUGUUGUAGAUUGUCCAGAAUUUUUAGUAAAUUUUGAACUGUUUGUUAAAUUGGCUAAGGAAUAUGGUUUAGAAUUGGUAUAUAAGGUUGGAUUUGCUGAUUUCUUUAAAGAUUUUUCAGGAAAGUAUAGAGAUUUAUUGCAAAGGAUCAAAUGCUUUGAGAGUUAUCCUGCAACAGCCAAUAGAGAAUUGAUUGGUGAGGAAAAAGAUUAUGAACAUGCAAAAGAAUAUAUGGCUAACAAGCCAGAUAAAACUGACAAUGUUGGCACAAUGAGCCAGUGCGAAUGGGAAGUUGCUACUAUUUAUUUAGCAUUUGUAUUGAAGAAAUGCAAAUCAACUUGGGAUUCAAAUGGGAAACAAGUAUUUGUAACUACAACAAAAACUGCACCCUCAAAAUAAUGUUGAAGUAUUAUUUAGUAUUAUAUACUGAAUGAAUUAGGAUAUAUGAAGGUUUAUAUACUAAAUUAAGCCUUAUAAUUUUUUUUAAUAUAAUAAAGUUGAAAAUGUUUACAAUAUCAAAAUAAACAAGGCUGUUGAAAUGAAAUCUAAAAAACUUAUAAUAUAUAAAAUUGUUGCUAGAAAAAAAUAGUUAAUACUAUGCUGAUUCUGCAAACUGUGUUAAUAAUAAUAAUAAUUUUUAAUACCUGUUUGACUGAUGAAAUAAAUUAUACAACUUAUAAAUAAAAUUGAUACCUCAAUAUCAUUAAUACAUUUUACUUUUAUUAGUAAAGAAACCUUAUUUAUCAAGCUACCAGAUGUCCAGUUUUCAUUCAGGGAGAUUAGUUUUUAUGUUUCAUUUGAGUAAAUAAUAAAAGGGGACCAUGGAGCAUCCGAUAUUUUCUAAAUUCUUACAAACAUUUUUUUUGUCAUUUAUCCAAAUGUACCUUGGUCUACCUAAAUGCCUAUAUUUGUUUUAAUCAAUUUUAAAGGGUCAGAAUUUUUAAAGUAUCUUAUUAUUAUAUAAACUUAUUUAUUUAAUUGUAAAUUUAAAGGAAUUUAUUUUAUCACUUUAUUUUCAAAACCCUAUUGAAAGUUUAAAAUAAAAUCAAUACCUCCGAUAAUGUAAGAGGUAUUGAUGAAUACAUAAAUGUAAUUAUAAAAUGCAGUACUUUAAAUAUGUAGUAGUAGAGUGAAAUUUCGAAGUUGAUAUUAUGUGUGCUCUAGGUUCCUAUUUUGUUCAUUUUUUAUUUCAAUAUAUUUUUCAUUUAAGAUCAUAAAAUACGAUGUUUAACAUUUUUAAUCUCGAAUUUGUUCAGACUGAUAGUAAUAUUCUUAUUUUUUAAUUUUAUUUCAUCAAUAAUAACCAGAUAAAGAAUUUUAUUAUUUUUCUUAUUUGAAAGAAUAUAUCGCAAACAGGGCAAAGCUUCCAUUUACAAAUUUAGUUUUAAGAUUAUAUUCAAAUUCAACUCAAGUCUGUUAUAAUUGUAAUAAAAUUUUAUAUAAAUAUGCGUGUAAUCUUAUUUUAGCAAGGAAAAUUAAAAAAAAUUGAAAAUGCUCUCAAGGCCAAUUUUGAUGAAAAUAAAAUUGCAUAAUUAUAUAUUUUUUCGAAUUACUUUCCCAGUUGGAACAUGUUUAACCUGUGGUAUUAUUGCAACAGAUAGUGUUUCUAAUGUACUAUUUUUUAAGAAACUGCAAAUUUAUUCAUAAUUUAAAAUUUAUAUAUAUAGGUAUGUGUAGGUAC